GCACACUCUGCUCCGCGUCGGUCCCUCUCCUCCUUCUUCCCCCUCCUCCCAUCCCUUCCUCCCCACCCCCGUCCCCCUAGCCCCACUCUUCCUCUUCCUCCUCCUCUUCCUCCUCUCCUUGCUCGGCGAUGCGAGCCUGUAUCGUGUAACAGGAUUGGCGUUGCAAUGGCAACUGAUGGAAUGGGGGAAGGCAAGACAGCAGGGCUGGGGGCUCCGGACUGCGGGCGGGCGGGCCGCUGCCGCCGCUUGACGCUGCUCCGGGGACCUUCGCGAGUUACUUUGUAAAGGCGAACCCAGGCGACGACGCCCCUGCUCGGUGCCCCGAGUCAGAGGCCACUUCCUGCUCCGUGGCUGCCCGCGUCAGGCUCGCACCGCUCGGCACCCCCGGACCCUGGCCGGCGCCCGCUGCCAGCCCAGCGCGCCGCCGCCGCCGUAGCUGCGGAGACUCGAGCCCGCUACCCUGAAGAACACUUCGACUCACGGCCCCCUUCCCAUCACGCCCCCUGCUCCUCCCCGGCGUCUGCGAUUUUCCCAGGCGCCCGGUGUGAGUGCGGCGUGCGUGUGAGUGUGUGUCAGGGUAUUGUGUUGUGGUGUGUGUGUGUGUGUGUGUGUGUGUGUGUGUAUGAGUGUGGGGUGUGCGGGGCUCCUGCGCUCCGCUCACGGACGCCGCCGGGGAAGGACUGACGGACGGCGCUUUCUUCUUCGGCGAGCGGUUCCCGGGCACCUCGGCUCGGCCCGGGCGCGAGUGGAGCGCGCUCGGCUAGCCGCCGGCCUCCGGAAGGUCCCGCUGCGUACCCCCUGGGCUGGAUAUGUUCAUGUUCACGUGAAGAUGGAUUUAGUGUACGGUCUCGUGUGGCUGCUGACAGUCCUCCUGGAGGGGAUCUCUGGCCAAGGAGUAUACGCUCCCCCAACGGUUCGUAUUGUGCAUUCAGGCUUGGCCUGUAACAUUGAGGAGGAGCGCUACUCGGAAAGGGUCUACACCAUACGGGAAGGAGAAACCCUAGAACUGACCUGUCUGGUCACAGGACAUCCACGUCCACAGAUCAGGUGGACCAAAACAGCAGGAAGUGCCUCUGACAGAUUCCAAGACUCAAGUGUCUUCAAUGAGACUUUGAGGAUUACAAAUAUUCAGCGUCACCAAGGAGGCCGGUAUUACUGUAAAGCAGAGAAUGGCUUGGGGUCCCCAGCGAUAAAGUCAAUCAGAGUGGAUGUAUACUAUUUGGAUGACCCAGUAGUAACUGUUCAUCAAAGUAUAGGUGAAGCUAAAGAACAAUUUUACUAUGAGAGAACAGUGUUCCUCCGGUGUGUGGCAAAUUCCAAUCCACCAGUUCGGUACAGCUGGAGACGUGGUCAGGAGGUAUUACUACAAGGAUCUGAUAAAGGAGUUGAGAUUUAUGAGCCCUUCUUUACCCAGGGUGAAACCAAGAUCUUAAAACUAAAGAAUCUUCGACCUCAAGACUAUGCUAAUUAUAGCUGCAUUGCUUCAGUGAGGAAUGUAUGUAAUAUUCCUGAUAAGAUGGUGUCAUUUAGACUUUCCAAUAAAACAGCAUCUCCGUCAAUUAAACUCUUGGUGGAUGACCCUAUAGUUGUAAAUCCUGGAGAGGCCAUAACAUUAGUAUGUGUUACAACAGGAGGAGAACCUGCACCCACUCUCACCUGGGUCAGGUCCUUUGGGACUCUGCCUGAAAAGACUGUUUUGAAUGGAGGAACAUUGACCAUACCCGCCAUCACCUCAGAAGAUGCUGGUACUUACAGCUGCAUCGCCAAUAAUAAUGUGGGAAACCCUGCAAAAAAGUCCACCAACAUCAUUGUGAGAGCAUUAAAAAAAGGACGAUUUUGGAUCACACCAGAUCCUUAUCACAAAGAUGACAACAUCCAGAUUGGGCGUGAGGUGAAAAUAUCUUGCCAAGUAGAAGCUGUUCCUUCUGAGGAGUUAACAUUUAGUUGGUUUAAAAAUGGCCGUCCAUUAAGAAGUUCUGAGCGGAUGGUUAUUACCCAGACUGAUCCGGAUGUCUCCCCGGGAACGACAAACUUGGACAUCAUUGAUUUAAAAUUCACGGAUUUUGGGACAUACACAUGUGUAGCAUCUCUGAAGGGAGGAGGAAUAUCUGAUAUCAGUAUUGAUGUUAAUAUAUCCAGCAGCACAGUUCCACCCAAUCUGACUGUUCCACAGGAAAAAUCACCUCUGGUCACCAGAGAAGGGGACACAAUAGAACUGCAGUGUCAAGUAACUGGAAAACCUAAACCCAUCAUCCUCUGGUCUAGAGCGGAUAAAGAAGUUGCAAUGCCUGAUGGGUCAAUGCAAAUGGAGAGUUAUGAUGGAACACUGAGGAUUGUGAAUGUAUCUAGAGAAAUGUCAGGAAUGUACAGAUGUCAGACCAGCCAGUACAAUGGAUUUAACGUGAAGCCAAGAGAAGCUUUGGUGCAGCUCAUUGUGCAGUAUCCUCCUGCUGUGGAGCCAGCGUUCCUGGAGAUCCGGCAAGGACAAGAUCGAAGUAUUACUAUGAGCUGCCGGGUUCUGAGAGCCUAUCCAAUACGGGUACUGACCUAUGAGUGGCGCUUAGGCAAUAAAUUAUUACGGACGGGUCAGUUUGACUCUCAAGAGUACACAGAAUACCCAGUGAAGAGUCUUUCCAAUGAGAACUAUGGGGUCUAUAAUUGUAGCAUCAUAAAUGAAGCUGGAGCUGGGAGAUGCAGCUUUCUUGUUACAGGAAAGGCCUAUGCUCCAGAAUUCUAUUAUGAUACCUACAACCCUGUGUGGCAAAACAGACACCGUGUUUAUUCUUACAGUCUACAGUGGACACAAAUGAAUCCUGACGCGGUAGAUCGGAUUGUUGCAUACCGGUUGGGUAUCAGGCAGGCUGGACAGCAGCGUUGGUGGGAACAGGAGAUUAAAAUAAAUGGAAAUAUUCAAAAAGGAGAACUAAUUACAUAUAACUUGACAGAGCUAAUUAAACCAGAGGCUUAUGAAGUCCGGCUAACUCCUCUCACCAAAUUUGGUGAAGGAGAUUCAACAAUUCGUGUCAUUAAAUAUAGUGCUCCUGUUAAUCCUCAUUUGAGAGAAUUUCACUGUGGAUUUGAAGAUGGUAACAUUUGUUUGUUCACCCAAGAUGAUACAGAUAAUUUUGACUGGACCAAGCAAAGUACUGCGACAAGAAAUACAAAAUAUACUCCAAACACAGGACCUAAUGCUGAUCGUAGCGGCUCCAAAGAAGGUUUUUACAUGUACAUUGAGACAUCUCGGCCCAGACUGGAAGGCGAAAAGGCCCGACUUCUCAGCCCUGUUUUCAGCAUAGCUCCUAAAAACCCUUACGGCCCCACGAACACUGCAUAUUGUUUCAGCUUCUUUUAUCACAUGUAUGGACAACAUAUAGGUGUUCUAAAUGUUUAUCUGCGUUUGAAAGGGCAGACAACAAUAGAGAAUCCACUGUGGUCUUCGAGUGGGAAUAAAGGACAACGGUGGAAUGAGGCUCAUGUUAAUAUAUAUCCAAUCACUUCAUUUCAGCUCAUUUUUGAAGGUAUUCGAGGUCCUGGGAUAGAAGGUGACAUUGCCAUUGAUGAUGUGUCAAUUGCAGAAGGAGAAUGUGCAAAACAAGACCUAACGACUAAGAAUUCUGUUGAUGGUGCUGUUGGAAUUUUAGUACAUCUAUGGCUUUUUCCGGUCAUCGUCCUCAUCUCUAUCUUAAGUCCUCGAAGGUGACCUUAUCCUGGCAGAGGCUAUAAAAGAUUCACCAGGCACUGGCAUGAAGAAAGAGUCUUUGUAAAUGGACAUUGAAAAAACAAACUACCAAAGAUUCCUCCACUGACUACUGACUCAAAAAUAAAAUAAUAAAAACGAAUUUUUUAAAGCACUGGGGAUAAAAAGACAUCAUGGAAGUAUAACUUAUUCCAAACUACAUAUAAAAGAUAAUCUUGACCUGAGUAGAGAAGAGACCUUCAGGUGCUUUUGUGGCUAAAAAGAUUACAGCAUCAUCUGGUCAUCUGGUUGAACUCUGGAAAAAAAAAAAAAAAAAGCUAUAGAAAUCCUUGUCAAAGCACAAAGUCAUGGCUGGUUUUGUUUCAAAUGAAUAGUUUGCUUGUUACCAUGGAAACCUAAUGGCCUGCCAACAAAAACCUCACUGUAAACAGGGUACGUGAAGAGCUGGCAUUUAUUUUCCUUUCAAGAAGGUUUUAUGUAGAGAAUUAAAUAAAUGUAGGCCCUUUUACCUUUGGUUGUUACCCUUCCUUAAAAAUAACCCGAACUCAGAAUUAUUUAAAACAUUCGUGCUCCUCCCCACCUGUCCCCAUCCCACCUUUAUUGUUAUUAUUUGUUUUCCCCCCAUGGCUAAGCUAGAGAACUGUAUGCUGUCUCUUUUUGCAUGCAUUACUAUCCAGGAUGGUAAACCUGGGCUUACAUAUUACACAGGCUUAUCGGAGUUUGCUUGCGGCCACUUGAACACCCAAACUAAGUCAUCUGUUCCAAUGAAGAAACCAAACCACCAUCUUUUAUAAAUUGCCAUGGAAACCAAGUGCCUUCAAUGAAACAAGCCUGAAUAAUUUUCAACUCAGAAGCUUGCACUGCUAAGAGUGGUUUGUGUAAAACUAUUUUAUAAACAAACUACAGAGCCUAAAUGUGCAAAUUACAGGCAAGACCACAAAAGCCGCUUCUGAAGAAGAAAGGACCGGAGCUGCUGCGUAAGCCCAUGCAGACGAGAUACUUGUUGUUUGACCUCCUAGACAGCCAUGGCCUUUCGGCUUAUUGUCCAUUAGAAAAUAACUUCCAUUGAGACCAGACAUGGGAGCAACACUUUUUUCUUCCAGGUUAUUAUAUGGGUCAACCAGAGCAAAAGGUUGUUAAGAUAAUACUUAGCGCAGAAGGUGGUAAAACACAAGAGUGGUUUUUUUUACUCUAACCUCCAUUUGAAAUGAAAUUGGCCCUAGCUUUAGAGGGAGCGAGAAAAUGUUUGUGAUUGCAGUGCACACAAACUCUACAGCGGAACUGGGCCUGAAAAAUCUGGCUUUAUUCUAAACACUGAAGGUAAUAUGCCUCUGCCCUUUAGUCAGACUCUGUGCAAAUUGUGAAAUAUUAUUUUAUUAUUUUACCAAGAUUAAAAACACUUUUACAAAAAAAUGAAAACCUGUAAAAAUGAUUUUCAGCUACCUGAGGACAAAUCAUACCUUUAACCAGCCAGUUUUCCAACGCAUUGUAAAUUUCACUUAAACCUGUUGGUUAUGAAAAUUUGAAGAUCUUUUUCCUUAAAUUAUCUCAGCUUUUAACUUCAUUUAAAAAGACUUUUGUCUAAAGAAGAAUAUUAUUAUUAUUAUAUGUUCUUUCAAUACCCCAGGAUUUAAAAAAAAACUGAUUAUGCAAGUAAUUGGGAUAUAAGUAUUAAAUUAUAACAUUUGCAAAUAUUAAUAUAAAAAGCACAACAAAAUGUAGUGGAAAAUGACAAAGCUUGAUUUUUAAAAGAAAAAAAAAUUCUGUAGAAAUGUUUGUGCAAAUUCAAUAAUUCAACUUAAAAGAUAAUUUUACAGCUAUGUUCAAUAAAGCCUCUUUCCAGGUAAGGUAUGCAAAGCGGUAUGUGUGUUUGUUGAGCAAUGUUUACUUGUCACCAAAAUGAGAUUAGUUAUAUAAUUUAUUGGUUAUGUUACCAUGGGAUAAAUCUUCAGGGCUUCAUACACCUUAAUGUCUGCAGGAAAGAAUUGAAUAGGAACCCCUGAUGCACUCUUCCAUACUUUUCAUACAUGUAACAACAACAAAAACAACAAAAGUCAAACCUGUGAAAGUAAAAUAUGAAACAGAUGUGAACUUGGAAUUUAAUGCUUAUUUUCGUAGUUAAAGAGGGGACCAGCUGGAAUAUCUAGGUAGUGAUAAAAUCGAGCUAAACCAAUUCCUUUAAAUUAAACAGAAUUAACUAAUAAGCUUUGUAAUUUAUUUGAACUCAUUAGGCAUAUUGAAAAUUUUCAGAAUUACAGUCAACCAUCUGUUUUAUCAAAUCCAAACCAAAGAGUUUAAACAAUAUUUGGGGCACUUAGUAUUUACUAACUCUCAUUCACCUUGACUUUCAUUUAAUAUGGCAACUAACCACUUCCCUCCACUAUCCCACAUUAAUGGAUCAUCCUUCCUAACUGAUUUUCUGCACACUCAUUGCUGAUAAUGCUGAUAAAACUGUUUUCAUCUAAAGAAAGGCUUAGCUCAUUGCAGCCUUCUUCCCUUAUCUUGAAUUUGAUUUGAGUGAGACUUUCGCAAAGAACUAAAAGAAAAUGUAUGUUCAGAAUAUUUGGAUAUACCUUCGUCCUUUCCAGGAAAAUAAUCAAGUCUUCUUUUCUCCUUAUUAACACUGCAUAAAGAAAUUGUUGCAAGUGAAAGCUUCAAUCCUUAUAAAAUAGUGAAGUCUUUUAUAACCUUUCACACAAUAAGAAUACACACGCUUCAGAAGUCAUGAGAACUGGCUGGUACUUCAAAAAUUAAUUUUGAUUAAAUUUUUGAGAAAUUGUAAAUGAGUGCCAAGUACAAAGGGCAGUCAGAAGAACUGAAAAACAAUCAGAUUUAUUGAUAAGGUAAUAAAUUAGAAUAUAUAUCUCAAGUGGGUUCUGGAUCAUUUAUAUAAACCAACAAUCUUAGAAUUGUAGAAUGUUUUGCACUCCAGAUCAAAUGUUCAGUUGCUUUAAUUGAAAGAAAAUGAAUCAAAAUGUGGGAAAUUUUAAAAGGUUGGGAUAAGUGAAAUGUAAACUGUGUUAAGUAAUCUCCUGUUUAACAUUAGUUACAAUAAUGAUGACCUUAAAGCACUUACCUGUUUAUCAACUGCCUUUCUUUUCCUAAUAUUUUUGUAUUUAUUAAGAGUUGAACUCACCAACAUAUUUCCCUUUUUCCUUUUUGAUGACAUUUUAAGUGUAAUUGAUACCAUUUUUGUUAUUGUUGUUCUUUAUAGGAAGACAUCAGGCAAUGGAGCUUUUAACUCUCUGGGAGAAAGAUUAAACCGUGUAAUCUCCUAGUGUCAGUAACUGAUCCAAGUAAUUAGAAGCCUACUCUGUUUCAGUAGUUCAAAGACGCUUGUUCCUCCAUAUUUUAACAUCUCUGCAACUGGGCCUAUUUUAACUACAAUUGGUCACAUUUCUGUGUAGCAAUACAUAAAAUAAAAGUGCAUAUUAAAACUGAUGGCAUCUUAGAUAUGUUGAAAUUCGCUAAAUUCACUAAAGUCUCCAGAAGAGCCAAAUCAUGCCCAAUACCAUUCCUUUUCAACAAUCUCAAAAGUGAGAAAAGGAUGCCCUGUCAUAUUUGUAGAAUUUAUAUUAAAUACUCAUUGCCUAUGCAUUAUUUAAAAAUAACAUAACUUUUUAUUUUGUGCUUUUAAAAAAAUCUCAAUCUUCUCUUACAGAUGUUAUAUACAUAUCUAGCCCUGCUCUUUUUUUUUUCUUCCUGCUACCUAUAUUUUCGUCCCAUCAUGAAUUACAAUAUGCUAUGUAUCCCUGGUUUGAAAUGUUUUCUUGUUUUGUGUGACUUGUAAUACUUAGUAAGUUAGAAGUUUGGCCUGCCAUUAAAUUUUCUUAAAGAUCUGAAAGAUGCAUGGUACAUACACUAUAAUGUCGUACAACAGGCUAAAACAAAUGGUACUUCAUUUCACAUAUACCACACAAUUGACUUUGGCAUGGCAGUGAAUUAUGAUCAUUAUAAUAAUCAGAAUUACAAAGCAGCUAGUCAGUUACAUCAUGUUACAAAUAGUAAAAAUAAUCCCACUCUUUUAUAUUUUAAAAUAUGACAAAAUAUGAAUGACAACUGUACUUUCACCAAACAUGCAUUUUUACUUUAAGACUUUAUAAUAAACUUACCUGUCGAAGUGCGUAAUUUGAAGAACAAUUAAUUAAUUCAGUUCUAUACUUAAGACUUUAUGAAACUGGCUGUGGUAUUUUUCAUGACCUAUUUUGUUUGUUUUGAUUAGUGAUUUGAAAGAUGGUGACAAACUAAUGUGAUUUUUAAAGGAUUCUUUUGAAUGCAUUUCUUUAAUAACAACAAAACAAUUUUUUUUUAAUGUGCCUUUCAAAGAUCAGGGCCUCACAACAGUAUUUAAACUGGAAAAAAAUUCACUUCAGAUUUAUUUCCUUUUGGUUGAUGACUACUUAUAAAUUGCUUUGCCUGCAUCUCAACAAAGCAGAAGGUAUAUACUCUUCUUGCAACUGGGUAGUUGAUAUCAAUGAGGAGUUAUUGCAUUUUCUGUGAAAACAAUAAAAUCAUAGGGUUCAAGCCCAUGCUAUUUCCUUUCCUACAAUGUUCCUUUUGUGUCUAACCAGUUUAAUUAGUUUUCUUAGUGCUUAUUUUUAAAAAGCAGUCUCUGACAUUUUUUUACUUCAACUUAGUAGAAAAGCUACCAUGAAAAAACUUUUUUCAAAACUGAUAUUAAAAAGCUCUUUGCCGAGUAUCCAUAAUAUCUAUAAAUAUAUGUUACUACAUAGAAAAAUUACAACUCAAAGAUUUGAAAUUUGAAUGGGCAAUAUGUCAAUUCAGAAUCAAUCCAUCAUAUGUUCAUGUCUGUUUAGAAACAACUGAAAGUUAGGGAGCAAUAACCAUUCCAUAUAUUUCCAUAUGUACUUCUUUAUUGACAUUAUUAGAAUAAAACUUAAUAAAAUAUGAGAAGUGAUUUCACUGCCCUGAACCCACAUAGAGUACAUUGAAGUUAAGGGAUCAUUAUUCAAAAUUUUGAGCAGGAUAGAGGUUAAACUCUGGAUGGAAAUGAAAUAGUUUUCUCAAGAGAAUAUUUACAACUGAUUGAAUUUAAUUUCAAUUGUUCUAAUUUUCCAUGAGUUGAGCUAAAAAAUAUUCUUAUUUUUCAAUAAAAAUGAUGGGAAAUUCUAUGAAAUAGGGAUUAGCUUGUUAGUUUCAGUUUGUUUUCAUAUGGCUCUUAAUUGUUGUCCUGGAUUUCCAGGAUAUCAUUUUUAUUUUUUGAAUCUCAUCAGUAUAUUUAAAUGUGUAAGUUUAAUCAAAUAUACAUUGUAUUGAAUUUAUAUUGAAUAUUAGUUACAUUUUAGAUCUCGAAGUUUAGAUUUAACUUACUUUUCAUUUUGAUAUUUUACUUCUGCUAAAUAGUUUCAGAUAGCUGUAUGUUAUUUUCCCUUAGAUUUUCUUUCAAUAAAUGCAAUUAUGUUAAAUACUCUAUUAGUGUUUUGGGGAGAUUUCUGCUGUCAAUAAGCACUUAAGUUAGAAACAAAAAGCUAUUUAGAAUGGCAAUUAUAUUUGCAAAUUAAGAUGAAAAUGCCAUCAUUUCUUUCACUAUUAAAAAGCUUUUAUAGACUCAACACUGCAGUGAAGCACAAUUAGCCCAUUAAAGAUAUGUGUUGAUUUUUACAUCCUUUGUGAGGGAUCAUUUAUAAGAUUAUGUUAAACAAGUAGGCACUAAAAAAUCUUUCUGAAUGAACUGUGAAUUAAGAAUUAUGGCUCAGUUUAGUAACUCUGGGCUUCUGCAUGAUAUGUGAAAUAUCAACUAAAUAUCACAGCACUAAUGUUCUCCAGGAAGAUAGCUUCAGUCAUAUAUUUCAUGGGGGCACUGUAGGCUACAUGUGGGUCUUCUGAGGGAAACAAAUAACAGUGCUUGACAGUGAUUCAAGUGAACCAAAGUAUAAAUGGAAUCCUAACGAAUAACUUGCAUAGCUUAAUUUUCUCUCUGUCUUUGGUAUUAUAUUUCUAAGUACAUCCAUGAAAUUUUAGGAAAGUGAAUACAACUAUCAUUAACAGACCCAUUAAUUGUGUGUAAAAAUCAACUCCUAACUAUGUAUUAAAAUGCUGUUUAUUCUUUAUAAGCUAUUUAGUUUAAUACCCGAAUUAAGGACUUUACCCAUCUUUUGAUUUCCUAUAAUACAUUCCUUCAAAGCAUUCUUUAAUUGUCUGAAUAUCUGCUCCCCAGCUGAAAUUGUAACCUACCCCAGGGCAAGGACUGUGUCUUUUAACAAGUUUAAGUACUUCCAACUUAUCUAGGUUCUAUAGAGAUUAUUGAAUUAAUGAUGAUUGAAUUAAUCCAUGAUUUAGAGCUAUAUUUAGAAUAGAACUUAUUCACUGAACCUAGGAAAUAAGCAGCAAUGUCACUUUCAGUGAUAAAAUCACUGACAUUUCACGGACAGAAGAUGUCUCCUGCGUGUGAGAAAAAAUGAGAAGACAAGGCAAUUGAAAAACCAGCGUAAGCAUUUGCAACACGAUUUCUUGGCAUUUCUUAGUUUAAUAAAAAGUUAUUAUAUUUCUUAAUAGAAGGGCAAACGUCAAUGUUUUUGCAAACAAAAUUACUAUGUGGUUAAAGCAAGGAAAAUGAAAUUACUUCUGCAUGUUUUAUGUCAAAUGCCAUUGCUAUACAUGAGAUUAAUACUGCAUAGGAUCUCUACUUUCAACCAAAAUGUACUAAUUGUAGAAUAUUAUGCUUAAUUAUAUAUUAGAGAGAUCAUGAACUCUAGCUAAAUUCAAUCUUAGCUUCUUUCUAGAGUUUGUUGCACUAUAUAUUUUUUGAGAUCCAAUUAUCCACUAAACUUGAAGUAUAUUUAAACAAGCAAAUAUUUUUAUGAAUUCUAUAAUAAUCAAAUUAUAAAACAAAAUUCUAAAAAUAAGGAAAUAUUCAUUCAGUUCUGGAAAUAUCUUAUGUAGCAUAAAUUCUUAUAUGGAACAAAAAUGGUAAAUUAAUUUUCAAAAUUGGGAAUUGUGUUGAACAGAGAGAGCUAAUUUUUGUUAUUUUGUUUCUGUUUUAAAUUAUAUGUUUUAAUUUCCAAUAUUAAGACCAUUCAACAGGCCAAGGUGCCUGAAAUAAAAGAUGGUACAGUGUUAGUACAUGGCCACUACACAGUAAUAAUUGUUAAGUAAGUGAAACUAUAAGUAGUACAGUGUCUGUUAUAAUUUUUUAAUGAAAUAAACAUGCAUCUUUCCUUUUUCAUUGGUUUAGUUUUUGACAGUGUCAUGUACAAGCCUGGGGUUUUGCAUGUAUUCAAAAAGCCUUUCCAAUACAGGGGUAUUUGAGGAUACCCGAAGGGUAGCCAUUCUGAAUCAACAUCCUCUACUAGGACUGGCCAUUCCUCACCCAGCAGUCCUUUCCUCCAUGCUUAGUAUUGCUUUCUCCAUGUAGUUUUUCUUCAAACUAGAAAUACUCCUGUUAAGGAAGCAUAUUAGAGUUCUAUAAAAUUUGCAGGUGACAUUUCAUUAGCUCACAGUUCUAGCAAAAUUGGCUGAGAAAACACUGACCUAGUGGAGGGGAGUAAGGAACCAGGAGAGGCAUGCAAAGAGGUGAGGUAUGGCAUUUCGAAGACUGUAUUCAUUUGGCAAUUAUCCUGAGGACAGGUCCAGAUUAUAAAUCCAGUACAUAAAAUAUAGACAGAAGGAAAGGAAUGUUAGUUACAUGUAAAGGCUUAAAGAACAGAAUGAGAAAGCUUCUAGGAGAGAAAUAUAAACAAAGAGGGCCCCUAGAGGAGGACAAUAUGAGUAGAUAAGGAGAAUGCAUUGAAAAACAAAACUAAUCAAACCAGAGCCUUCACAUUCACAAAAAGGAGAGGAAAGGAAAAUCACAUAACCAAAUACAUUUUGUAGAGACACAUAAUCUAAAAACUGAAAAUAAAAUAUUUAGAUGAAGUAAAUUGAAAAGGUACCACAAUAAAUAUAUAUAUGCCAAUAUUUUACCCCACACAGUUCUGGCUUUCUCUUCUUUACUUUGCAGUGACCAUAGUUACACUUCGACUUCUCUGUCUACCUUCUUCUUCCUUGUUGUGUAGAUUCACAGUAUGUAGGUUAGGUUAGGUUGAGUGUGCGGGUUUGGCAAGGAACAUCUUCAAAUUAUUUCCACUUCCUGUAAUAAUCUUAAUACCUAUGCAAACACACAUACUCAUAAAUACACACCAUUUAUAUAAUUUAUCAUUUUCAAAAUGUUUUCAUUUCAUCUGUUCCAGCCCAUAACGGUUAGUGACUCACCAUGGUAUUACUUGAAUCUGCUCGAUGGAUGCUUUCCCAUCUUCUUCCCAUCACCCUGUCUCUCACUGCGUGUGGAUGGCCACCCUCCACGGUGUGAGCCAGGACCAAAAAGAACAUGUUUUUAAUAAGCAAUGUCUUUGGUAUUUUAUUUCAUCUGUUGUCUUUUUGUGCUUUUGUAUUUUAUUAUCAGUGAACCUCCAUACUUUAUCAAAUCUAAACCUUAUUUUACAUACCUCUAAGGAAAAAGAAAACAUUUUUAUUUUGAUUGUAAGACACCAUGAGUUGAUGGUGACAGAAUGUCCUAUUUCAGAGAUGUUAAAUUGCAAAAUAAUAAUAAUAAUCUUAAGGCUGAUGAAAUACAGCAUCAUUUAUAAUUAUACCAGAUAUCUCAAUUGAUAGCUUCAUAGGAAAUCUGCUUCACGUGGUGUAAUGCAGUUGAACUCCGAUUCUAUGUAAAUCAAAAUCUAGAAUGGUUGUUGAAAACACAGAUUCCAGAAUCUUGGCACCAGUGGUUUUGUUUCAGUUGAUUUUGAGGGAAGGGAGAGGGCGUAGGAUUUUUAAAAGCCUCUUAAACAAACAUGAUCUGUGUGGUCAAAAUAACCACAAUCUAUUGAAGAUUGGGGUAUUGGAAAGAACUCGAUUUCAAAUCCUGAUUUCUACCACUAGGAGAUAUGUGAUCUUGCACAGAUGGUUUAAAAUCUCCGUUGCAUUAGUGCCCCUGGAGACACCAGGGGAAAUGUGGCGUCAGACAGCGAGGGUUCUUCAUUGCAUCACAUCAUCUCCCUCAGUCCCCUCAGCUAUAAACGGGGGUGUUGUGUUAUCUAAUUAAGCAGCUAAUAUGUGUAAAAAAUUUAGAACAUUAAUGGCCUAUAACAAGCACCACAUAAGUCAUUGCUCACCUGUAAAAAUGGCACAGUAACAAUAGUACCCACUUCAUAAUGUCACAAAGAUUAAAUGAGGCAAUGCAAACUGAGCAUUUAGCAAAGAAAAAAAAUGGGAUUUUUAAUAUACUCAUUUAAUAAAGUAAUAUGUCUUUCAAAAUAAAUUCUUUUAAAACUCUUCUAAUAGCUAACCCUUAUUUUCUUGUCCUUGUUUUAUCUUGAAGAUAGACAAGGAAAAGUUUUCUGAUAUUUAAAUGAUUUAAAUAUUUUUAUGCUCUUAUUUAUCUGACAUGAAAUGUAAUAGCCCCCAAAUGAAAUAAGCUCUCUGAUACUACGUUAUGAUGUAAAUUAUUUUUUGAAUAACCAUGCUUAUUUUAGUGUAUAGAAAAUUAAGUUAGAAAAAUGCUAGUAAGUAAGCACAAGUUUGGCAUUCUUCAAAAAUUACCUUUGAGAGUCACAUAUGUGUUUAUAUCCUAGACAGAUAUGCUGCUCAUUUUUUUAAAAAAUAAACUUAUUUUGAGAUAAUUAUAAGUUCACCUGCAUUUGCAGAGAUAACAUAGGGAAAUCCUAUAUACACUUCAACCAGGUUUCCCCCACUAAUUACAUCUUACAGUUAUGUAUGUGUAUGUAUUUAUUUCUGUGUAUUUUUAUCACAUCUGUAGGUUCAUGUAUCCACCACCACAGUCAAGAUACACAGUUCAAUCACUGUUAGAACCCCUUUAGUGUUGUCUUUUACUUUACACAUUUCCCUCCUGCCUCCCCUUUUCCAACCCAUCCCAUAUUCCUGGCAACAAAUAAACUGUUCUCUUUUCUACAAUAUUGUCAUUUCAAGAAUGUGGUAUCAUACGCUACAUAAAUUUUAGGGAUUGGCUUUUUACAGACAACAUAAUUCCCUGGAGAUUUAUCCAAGUUGUGGCAUGUAACCAAUAGUUUGUAAACUUUUAUUACAGAGUGUAGUAUUGUGUAACAUUUUGUGUAACCAUUCACCCAUUAAAGGACAUCUGGGCUGUUUCCAGCGUGGGGCCAUUACAAAUAAAGCUGCUAUGAAUGUUCAUGUAUAUACUGUUGUGUGAACGUGAAUUUCCAUUUCUGAGAUAAAUGUUCAAUAUUAUAAAACCUGCCAAAUUGUUUUCUGGAGUGGGUGUUCCACUUUUCACUCCUACCAGCAAUGCAUGAACGAUCCAAUUUCUAUGCAUUCUCACUAACAUUUGGUAUUAUUGUUGGUAU
Molecule: messenger RNA, 14016 nt
Organism: Lutra lutra (Eurasian river otter)
Lineage: Eukaryota; Metazoa; Chordata; Mammalia; Carnivora; Mustelidae
Gene: MDGA2
Product: MAM domain containing glycosylphosphatidylinositol anchor 2
Exons: 18
Coding region: 623-3700 (1025 amino acids)
Biological process (GO): homophilic cell-cell adhesion
Cellular component (GO): plasma membrane
Molecular function (GO): protein binding
Source: RefSeq, a predicted model, not a curated record